UUUUUUUACACAAUCAUCUUACCGGGGGUUCUAUAUCUAUUCGUCAACAUAAGAAAAGAAUGCAAGCAACACUUAAACGCCCUCCUACAGGAGUUAAACUUUAUGCAAGAGGAGUCAAGAAAGGAAGAAUAUAUGGAUUCAGAUCUGUGUCUGAUCCAACGAGCUUUUUGGAAGGAACAUCUAGUAGAAUAACAUCCCAAGAGGUUGUCUAUGAAUGUGUACGAAACGAGAUGUGUGGGGAAAUGGAUGCUAAAGCUGCAGAAAUGGAAGCUAAACAUCAACAAAUGCGUGAGGAAAUGGAUGCCAAAGCUGCAGCAAUAGAUGCCAAACAACAACAAAUUGAUGCAAAAUAUGAAGCAAUGGAGAAGAUGUAUGCAGCCUUGCAAAAUAUGAUGAGAAAUUGAAAAUUAGAGGAAUGUGAACCGAAGAUGAUUGGAUGGACAUGAAAUGAAGAGAGCAACUAAAAUGUUAUUUUGAAAUUAUGUUUUGUGAAAACUCAUUUCCCGAUGCAUACUUUCGAUUUCUUUGUGCUAAAAUGUUAUUUUGAAGUUAAACCUUUGGGAGUUUGAUGUUAUAUGGAUAGUUUUGGUUUUGGAUGUUUUUUGAAUGAUACUUUGGUAAACUUUGAUAAUUUUGGUAUUAUAAUGUUUGGUUGUAUUGUUAUUUGAUGUUUUUUAGUAUAAAAAAUUGAUGAUUGUAG
Messenger RNA from Lactuca saligna, 700 nucleotides. Lineage: Eukaryota; Viridiplantae; Streptophyta; Magnoliopsida; Asterales; Asteraceae. The record is from the annotation of a GenBank genome assembly.